AGUUUUGGAAAUAAAUAAUAAAAGCCCUUAGGACCGAUUCGUUAUUUCUUCGCUCUCUCUUUCUCUCUGUGUCUCGUACUCGAGUAGGUCUCAGGUAAGGAGUUCUUCUUUCAGUUCCUUUAAUCCUUGUUAAAGUUUCGAUUUCUCUUUACAUUUUCAAUCGAAUUCGCUUCUAUUGGGUUGAAGGUUUAGGUUUUUAGGUUUCGGAGUCUUUUUGUGAUUCGAGAGAUUGACUCUGAAUGGUUUUUACCUUUUGAGUUUUUGUAGUUCGAAGAGCGACCAAACUGAUUUCAGAUCUCAAUUGUUUCUGCAGUUACGUAAAGGAUCGAGCUUAAAAGAUGAGUGGAGUUGAAGAGAAAGUUUCUGGAACGACAAAGACACCUGCAGAUUUCCUCAAAUCCAUCCGUGGGAGACCCGUUGUUGUCAAGCUCAAUUCUGGUGUUGAUUAUCGAGGCACUCUUACUUGUCUUGAUGGAUAUAUGAACAUAGCAAUGGAGCAGACGGAGGAGUAUGUAAACGGGCAGCUCAAGAACAAAUAUGGUGACGCCUUUAUCCGUGGAAACAACGUUCUUUACAUCAGUACAGUAAACAUGACUGUAGCAGACGGAGCCUAGGCCCAUCAUGAUCAUCAACAACAACAACAGUGGUCAUGUUAUGGCUGCCAUUUUUGUUGUCUUCUUCUACCUCAUAUUAAAAGAGUAGUAGACAUGUACCAAGAUUGUCAUCCUAUGUUCUUCAGUAGAUUUUUGGGAUACAGACAUCACUUUUUUCUUAGUAAUAUGAUACUCUUCCAUGUGACCCCAGAUAAAGAAGAAAAAUUAUUAAUUUAUGGCUUGAUACAAUCAUACAAGCAAAC
This is a messenger RNA of Arabidopsis thaliana (thale cress), 856 nucleotides long. It is a transcript of the gene LSM6A, whose product is annotated as Small nuclear ribonucleoprotein family protein. Gene Ontology annotation, molecular function: RNA binding. The coding region runs from base 339 to 614 and encodes 91 amino acids. The transcript is spliced from 3 exons. Gene Ontology annotation, cellular component: cytoplasm; Lsm2-8 complex; nucleus. The record is from RefSeq and is marked reviewed. Gene Ontology annotation, biological process: mRNA splicing, via spliceosome. NCBI's taxonomy places the organism in Eukaryota, Viridiplantae, Streptophyta, Magnoliopsida, Brassicales, Brassicaceae.